Molecule: messenger RNA, 722 nt
Organism: Linderina pennispora
Lineage: Eukaryota; Fungi; Kickxellomycota; Kickxellomycetes; Kickxellales; Kickxellaceae
Exons: 2
Coding region: 21-722 (233 amino acids)
Biological process (GO): post-chaperonin tubulin folding pathway; cytoplasmic microtubule organization; tubulin complex assembly
Cellular component (GO): cytoplasm; microtubule plus-end; nucleus
Molecular function (GO): microtubule plus-end binding; alpha-tubulin binding
Source: RefSeq, a predicted model, not a curated record
CUCAAGGCCAAUUUUUCACCAUGUCUGUCGUCACGCUUUUUGUGCAGAGCCAGAACGCGAGCUCCGAGCGGCGCUUCCUGAAGUCCCUGACCGUGGGUGAGCUAAAGGUCCGGCUGGAGGCUAUUGUUGGGAUUAGCGCCAGCGACCAGCGCCUGGCGCUGCAGCACAAUGAUGCGGCAGUUUGUAUGCUGGAUGACAACAGCAGGAUGCUCGGGUACUACCCGGUAGCCGACUACAUGACGCUAAACGUCGAGGCCACGAACUCUGUGGCGACCCAGCUGAACUUCAACGACGACUCGCAGGUGGAGAAGUAUGUCAUGGACGACGACGAGUACGACAAGCGCCGCGACACGGUGCGUGCGUUCAAGCGGAGGCAUAAUUUGGGUCGGUUUGCCGACAACAAGUCGGCCAUGUCGAUUGACGAGGAGGACGAGUUCAGGGCGGAGGCGAGCGGGAUCCAUGUAGACGACCGCUGCCAGGUGGAGGUGCUGGGGAGCGGUACCCGGCUCGGUGCCGUGAGGUUUGUUGGCAAGACGCAGUUCAGGCCCGGAUAUUGGGUGGGCGUGGAAUUCGACGAGCCGACGGGCAAGCACGACGGGACUGUGGAUGGUGUCAGAUACUUCGAGUGCCGCAACCAGCACGGCUCGUUUGUCCGGCCGGACAAGGUCACGGUGGGCGACUUCCCUGAGGAGGAUCUGUUUAGCGAUCUAGAGGAAAUGUAA